UCCGUCUUAAUGGUUACCUAUUAGGCCGAGAUACACCGCAGAUCUCAUCUCCAACCGCCGUCGUCACGCGUCACGGUUGUACAUAAAGAUCGGAUGAUAGCCCCAGUAGGUCCAGGCGAUGUUCAAUGUCGUUAUAUCUCCUCCUCAUCAGUCUUCUUGUUGUCCCGAUCCGCCGCAUCACCCGUCUGCGUCCGAGCCAGCCCCCGCGCCCUUCUCGCCAGCACACGAGACUGGCGGGGAGUAGCCGCGAUGCAGUGCAUCCGCCCCUCCGCACAUCACGGUCCCGCGCCGGCCAGGCGACUUGCCUGCCAGUUUCGCCGCAUUAUACGCCGGCGACAAGAGCACUCACACCGUCAGGGCAUCUGCCGCGUCUGACACGACGAGAGCGCCUUCUUGAAGGCCGGUCAUUGCAUUCAUCCUCAUUCACCCGAGUAUAGCCUGACUGCAUUCAAUCCCGGCCUAUUGCCCCUAGCGAAUGCACGUUCACUUACUUUAGACCGUGCGUGCCGGCUGCGCGCAGCUGAUGCUUUCUGUCAACCGCAUCCAUGCCAAUUGGGA
Schizophyllum commune H4-8 is the source of this 558-nucleotide messenger RNA. RefSeq lists its product as uncharacterized. Bases 126 to 437 code for a protein of 103 amino acids. The transcript has a single exon. NCBI's taxonomy places the organism in Eukaryota, Fungi, Basidiomycota, Agaricomycetes, Agaricales, Schizophyllaceae. The record is from RefSeq and is a predicted model, not a curated record.